Molecule: messenger RNA, 906 nt
Organism: Exserohilum turcica Et28A
Lineage: Eukaryota; Fungi; Ascomycota; Dothideomycetes; Pleosporales; Pleosporaceae
Exons: 2
Coding region: 1-906 (301 amino acids)
Source: RefSeq, a predicted model, not a curated record
AUGGCGUCGGACGAUAGUACCGUCGUGCUCCCAGCACCCGCCCCCAACCAGACGUACGUCACCAUUUCCGCGCUGCAAGCCGGCCACCUCACGCUCCCCGAGAAGCUCUUCGUCACGGAUGCAGAUGCGGAGAAACGAGCAACAGUGCCUUCUCUCUCCUUCCUCGUACAGCACCACUCGUCCAAGCUCGUCUUUGAUCUUGGCCUGAAACGCGAUUUCUCGGGCUACCGAGAAGCACAGCAACACCACAUUGCGCAGCGCCAGCCCACAGUUGUAAGUCCCGAUGCGGCGGAGAGUCUGCGGAAAGGAGGCGUGGAUCCGGGCGAUAUUGAUACCGUGAUGCUGAGCCAUGUGCACUGGGACCACGUCGGUACGCCUAGCGACUUUACGCGAGCACAGUUUGUCAUCGGAAGCGGGACUAUGCAUGUCCUUGGCCAUGGCGACGGGCCGUUGUAUCCAGCCGAGAUUUUCAAUGCCGAUGAGCUGCCUGCUGAUCGGACGCGCGAACUGCCUCCUGUUCGGCCAGAAGACGCGGCGCGGGCGUUCCAGCGCAAGACAGAAGGACAUGUCUGGAAGCCAUUGGCGGGGUUCCCUGCUACGCUGGAUUUCUACGGCGAUGGAUCCAUGUAUGUCAUUGAUGCGCCGGGCCACUUAUCCGGACAUGUCAAUCUUCUUGCGCGGACUGGGCCGAAGAAAUGGGUGUACCUUGGUGGAGACUGUUGCCAUGACCCGCGCAUUCUGAGUGGCGAGAAGGGCAUUGCAAGAUAUGAUGACGGGAAAGGUGGCUUGAGAACUGUACAUGCGGAUACCCAAGCGGCAACUGAGACAGUCAGGAAGAUUGCAAGAUUUUUGAAGCGAGGAAACGUCAAGGAAGAAGGUGACGGCGAGGUCGAGAUUCUUGCCUAG